Molecule: messenger RNA, 2954 nt
Organism: Dipodomys spectabilis (banner-tailed kangaroo rat)
Lineage: Eukaryota; Metazoa; Chordata; Mammalia; Rodentia; Heteromyidae
Gene: Lrrc1
Product: leucine rich repeat containing 1
Exons: 14
Coding region: 70-1647 (525 amino acids)
Biological process (GO): neurotransmitter receptor transport, endosome to postsynaptic membrane; neurotransmitter receptor transport postsynaptic membrane to endosome
Cellular component (GO): postsynaptic density; postsynaptic membrane; adherens junction
Molecular function (GO): protein binding
Source: RefSeq, a predicted model, not a curated record
GCACCUCGGGGCCCGGCGCGAGAGAGCCGGGGCGGACGGCGGGCGCGGGGCGCGGGGCGCGCGGCGGCGAUGUUCCACUGCAUCCCCCUGUGGCGGUGCAACCGUCACGUGGAGACCAUCGACCGGCGCCACAGCUCGCUGGCGCGCGUGCCCGAGGAGGUGUACCGGCACGCGCGCAGCCUGGAGGAGCUGCUGCUGGACGCCAACCAGCUGCGCGAGCUGCCGGAGCAAUUUUUCCAGCUGGUCAAGUUAAGAAAGCUUGGACUCAGCGACAACGAAAUUCAGCGGCUCCCUCCGGAGAUCGCCAACUUCAUGCAGCUGGUGGAGCUGGACGUGUCCCGAAAUGAUAUUCCUGAAAUUCCCGAAAGCAUCUCAUUCUGUAAAGCCCUGCAGGUUGCGGACUUCAGCGGAAACCCACUGACAAGGUUGCCAGAAAGCUUUCCUGAGUUACAGAACUUAACGUGUCUUUCUGUAAAUGACAUCUCCCUGCAGUCUCUGCCUGAAAAUAUCGGCAAUCUUUACAACCUGGCUUCACUGGAACUGAGAGAGAAUCUUCUUACCUAUCUUCCCGACUCCCUUACCCAGCUGCGGCGACUAGAAGAGCUUGAUCUAGGAAAUAAUGAGAUCUAUAACUUGCCAGAAUCAAUCGGAGCUCUCUUCCAUCUGAAGGACCUCUGGCUGGAUGGGAACCAGCUGUCAGAUUUACCUCAGGAAAUAGGAAACCUGAAGAACCUGCUGUGCUUAGAUGUCUCUGAGAACAGGUUGGAAAGACUUCCUGAAGAAAUCAGCGGCCUCACUUCUUUAACCGAUUUAGUAAUUUCUCAGAAUUUACUGGAGAUAAUUCCAGAUGGCAUUGGAAAACUAAAGAAGCUGUCAGUUCUGAAGGUGGAUCAGAACAGACUUGCCCAGUUGCCGGAAGCAGUUGGGGACUGUGAAAGUCUCACCGAGUUAGUUCUUACGGAAAAUCGUCUCCUGACCUUACCUAAAAGCAUUGGAAAACUUAAGAAGCUGAGCAACUUGAAUGCAGACAGAAAUAAAUUAGUGUCUUUACCAAAAGAGAUCGGCGGGUGUUGCAGCCUAACUGUGUUCUCCAUGCGUGACAACAGACUGACUCGAAUACCCGCAGAGGUGUCGCAGGCCACAGAACUGCAUGUUUUAGACGUGGCGGGAAACAGGUUGCUGCAUCUGCCUUUAUCGCUGACCUCCUUGAAGCUGAAGGCUCUGUGGCUGUCUGACAACCAGUCCCAGCCCCUGCUCACGUUUCAGACAGACACCGACCACAGCACAGGGGAGAAGAUACUGACCUGUGUCUUGCUUCCGCAGCUGCCUUCUGAGCCUGCUUGUCAGGAGAACCUGCCUCGCUGUGGAGCGCUGGAGAACCUGGUGAGCGGCGACUCAGACGAGGCCUGGAAUGAGCGCACGGUGCACAGGGUCAGCGCCAUCCGCUUUUUAGAGGAGGAGAAGGAUGAAGAGGACAAUGAGACGAGGACGCUGCAGAGACGGGCCACGCCGCACCCCGGAGAGCUGCGACACCUGAAGAGGGCGGCCGAGAGCCUGCGGAACGAGGCGCACGCCGCGGGGGGACUGGAUUCAAACAAAAACCAGCUCAACCACGCCGCCGACCGCAUGACCACCACGUCUGUGUAGUUCCCCGCCGCGGCCCAGGGGCCGCUGCACCAGUGAGCUCCUCCUCAGCCUCAGCUCCGUGUCCUCCCCUGCUGUGGGGAGGCCCACGCACUCCGGAGGCGCCUCUGCUGCCGUGGCCUUUGCCAGCCCCCCUCCCCCCCACUCCCACCACCCCGUGUCCAUUCGAAGGCCCCCCCCCCCCCCCCCCCCAGUGCCUUACUCACUCCUCAACCAGCCAUCCUGCGGUGUGCUCCCGGCCGGGGGCUUCCGUUGCUUGGAUUCCGGUUGUGUGUAAUGCGUAGAAUACACUACUGCCCGUGCGGCUUUCUGGGUUGGUCCCGGGGUGAGGGAGAGCAGGAAGGGGGCUCUGUGUCCCCGCCACGCAGGGCCAGGAGAGUUUGAACGCAGUUCUCUUGGAGCUACUGUUGCUAAAGCGUUGGAUGUUGGGGGCUGACACUUUUUUAACUUUUUGGCAGCUCAGAUGGUGUAAAUUUUAAAAUUUUGUAUAGGUAUUUUGUAACAAAAAUAUGUAUUUCCUUUUGUUAAUUUUAUCUCGAAGACGGUACAUAUUUUAGUAUUUGUGCAGAAAACCAGACCCGUCUCGCAGCGUUUGUCUUAUUUGUACCAUCCACUCGUGCCUUACUGUAUCCCGUGUCACAUCACACGAGCUGCGCCCGGCCCGGCCGAGCACUGCGACCGGCGCGCCGCCUGUACUCACCGCCUGGACGGGCGCGCCGCCUGUACUCACCGCCCGGACCAACCGUUCUUAACCAAAAAGAAAGGUGAAUUCAUCCGCGAUGCCGAGUUAGCUUGGCUGAUGUGUGUUUGCAGAGAUGAACCAAAGGACUCGACUGCUUCCCUUCCAUUCCUUCCACGUCGGCUCUUCAUGAACACACCCGUCGUGGUGCCAUGUCCUGCCUGCUCCAGCGGUGUGUGCAUGUGCCAUUUGCGUAACAAAGUAGAGCAGAAAAGCACAGGGGAGGAACCAGCACAGAAACUCAGUGGGUUACGUGCUGAAGGGAGCGAACCUUCUUCAAGAAAGCUUUAAGAGUUAUAUAUUUGGAUAUCAGACCGUAAUAAAGGAAAAUGCCCUACUGCCCUCACAGAAACAAGUGCAAUUCAAUUUGUAAAUAGGAUUUGAAUCAAAGUGUAACACAAUACUGCUUCGAGAUUUAAUGUUAAAUCCGCUAACUUAAGGGGUAUUGGGUAUGUUUUAGUAUGAUUGUUGAUUUAUUUUGUAUGCUGUGACAAAAGAGAAUUGUGGUGUCUGGCAUCGUGUGGGGUGUGGGGGUGGGGGUUCUCCAUUAAUAAACUCACCCUGGACCGUG